Lolium rigidum is the source of this 1662-nucleotide messenger RNA. Its product is annotated as laccase-8-like. Gene Ontology annotation, cellular component: apoplast. Bases 1 to 1662 code for a protein of 553 amino acids. Gene Ontology annotation, molecular function: copper ion binding; hydroquinone:oxygen oxidoreductase activity. Gene Ontology annotation, biological process: lignin catabolic process. The record is from RefSeq and is a predicted model, not a curated record. Lineage: Eukaryota; Viridiplantae; Streptophyta; Magnoliopsida; Poales; Poaceae. The transcript has 6 exons.
AUGGAGCCGGCGGUAGCCAUGAUCGUGCCUCUCGUGCUGACUCUGUGCACGGCGAUGGCCGGCGCGGCAGUCGUGGAGCACACCUUCAACGUGGGUGCCAUGAACAUCUCUCAGCUUUGCACGAAGAGUGUGAUAUACACGGCGAACAAGCAGUUGCCCGGACCGACCAUAGAGGCCAACGAAGGAGAUACAGUGGUCGUCCACGUUGUGAACGAAUCGCCGUACUCAUUAUCCGUCCAUUGGCACGGCAUAUUUCAAUUGCUGAAUGGCUGGGCCGACGGGGCGUACCUGAUAACGGAUUGCUCCAUACAGCCUUCUGGCAAUUUCACGUACCAAUUCAACAUCACGGGCCAGGAGGGAACCCUGUGGUGGCACGCCCAUUCCUCGCUCCUCCGGGCCACCAUCCACGGCGCGCUCAUCAUAAAGCCCAGAAAUGGCACUGCUGGCUACCCGUUCACGGUGCCGUAUGGAGAAAUUCCAAUAAUACUUGGCGAAUGGUGGAACAAAAAUGUGAACGAUGUUGAGAUCGAUGCGCACUUGACCGGCCUAGGACCGGCUAUUUCGGACGCGCUCACCAUCAACGGCAAGCCAGGGGACCAGACUCCCUGCAAAGGUGCCGGUGUCUACGAAAUGGAGGUGGCGUCCAACAAGACAUACCUCCUCCGGAUCAUCAACGCCGCUGUCAAUGUUGAGCUCUUCUUCAAGUUGGCUGGCCACAACUUCACCGUGGUCGCCGUCGAUGCAAGCUACACCGACCCAUACGCCACCGAUAUCAUCGUGAUCUCGCCAGGGCAAACGGUGGAUGCCCUCAUGACCACGUCGGCGCCGCCAGGACUGUACUACAUGGUGGCCAAAGUGUUUGACAGCAAGACCGUCUCGAUACCCUUCAACACCGGCACCGCCACGGGCAUCAUCAGGUACACCAAGGCACUGAACAACACCGUUGCCUCCAUGCCAGCCAUGCCGGCCCACAAUGACAUCGUCACCGCCGGUACCUUCUACUGGUCUCUCACCGGCCUUGCCCGGCCGGGCGACCAGGCCGUGCCAACAACGGUGAACCAUAGCCUGGUGGUGGAGUUCGGGUUGGACCAGGAGCCGUGCGCGCCGGACCAGACGAAAUGCCAGAAUUUCGCGCUCGUGGCAUCCAUGAACGGGUACUCGUUCCAGUUCUCCAAGAACGUGUCUCUCCUUGAGGCGCUAUACGACGGUCUUCCAGCCGUUUACUCCGAGGACUUCCCGAUGUCUCCACCGGCGGUGCCAGUGACCAGGAAGGCGACGUCCGUGAUGAAGGUAAUGUACAACGAAGUGGUGGAGGUAGUGUUGCAGAGCAGGGCGUACAGAAACAACCUUGGUACAGAGAGCCACCCGAUCCACCUGCACGGGUUCAAUUUCUUCGUGCUGGCGCAGGGGCUCGGGAGGUUCGACCCAAGAGAAAGGGGUGCGUUCAACCUCGUGAACCCACAGGUGCGCAACACGGUCGCCGUGUCCGGCGGCGGGUGGGCCGUGAUACGGUUCACGGCGAACAAUCCAGGUAUGUGGUUCAUGCACUGUCACUUGGAUGCUCACCUGCCGUUGGGGCUGGGGAUGGUAUUUGAGGUGCUCAACGGUCCAGCCCCCAAUCUGCUUCCUCCGCCUCCUCUUGGUUACCCGAAAUGCUACUGA